Messenger RNA from Penicillium cosmopolitanum, 1308 nucleotides. RefSeq lists its product as uncharacterized. Gene Ontology annotation, biological process: regulation of intracellular signal transduction; cellular response to L-arginine. The coding region runs from base 1 to 1308 and encodes 435 amino acids. The transcript is spliced from 3 exons. Gene Ontology annotation, cellular component: cytosol. The record is from RefSeq and is a predicted model, not a curated record. NCBI's taxonomy places the organism in Eukaryota, Fungi, Ascomycota, Eurotiomycetes, Eurotiales, Aspergillaceae.
AUGACACUAAUCGAUGCUCAAGUGCAUUUUCUGGCGGAGCGUCUUGCACUGGUACACAUUCCACUUGACCUAUAUCCCUACUUCCUCCAGUCGGUGUUGAGAUUGGUCUUUGACGAACUCUCGCCCCUCGAGGAAACAAAGGAUGAAGAUGAAUCCAUUGAAAAUGUAGAAACAACCUCGGAAGAAGGUUCCGGGUACAAGCCGCCCGCAUUCUUGAACAUAUCCAUCACCCCCGUGGAAGUAUCUGUGAUAUGUCCUCGCCGCCUGGUUGAAAAAUAUUUUACACCCCUCAGACAGCAGCUGAGCGGAUUAGAUAAAUCCCUCGAUUCUCAGCUCGAUGUCAGUGACAACGAUUACAUUGCCAUGCAGGUCAUCGGCCAGGGAUUGGAGGCUGGGAAACGAGUUUUGGAGUUAACCAGCCCACUCGCUAUGGCCGGAAUCCCGACAUCCCCUCGAACAGAGCGCCAUCCAAGUGACGCCACACCACCAGGAACCCCACCGCCAUCCACAUUAUCAGAGCUCCAAACACGCACAUUUGAAAACCUACGUAAACGCCAAAUUACGCCUUAUGUGGAUGAAACCCUGCGUCUUGUGCAAUGCGCAGCUCACCAUCAAUUCGGAUAUGGUAGCGAAGAAAGCUCCAUGUCUAUUCUUCGCGAUGCCCUCACGACUGUCCUACUUGUCGACAGUCCACGCUUCCUCUCUCUUACCCAAGCAUCCCUUGAUCCAGCCGCAUCCUUACUCCUAGAAAAACGACUCCUCCCUCGCUUCACAGAGCCCUCCAGUCCCUAUAGAGACUAUGAAGAUGGCUCGGGCCUUUUACUUGGCUCAAAAGAAGACUACCUUAUUCCCAUUAUGCUUGACCUCCGCGAUUUACCUCUCGAAGCCUCAGGUAUCGUAUGCGGUGUGGCGGGACGACUCGCCGAGGCAGCCGAAACGAUACCCCUUUAUAAGGACGUCGAGCCAAGCCUUGGGAGUAGUGGUGACAGCAGUACCGUUGGGUCUGUGCCCGCACUUUUUGAUUCAUUUGGGGCUCGCCUGAAUUUGGAAAAUGGCCAUAGCCCAGAUCGGAAGCCACCUCAAGGGGCUCACUCUCUUGCACCAACCCAUCAUCUCAAACCUGAUGUCGAUCUAUCUGCGGAUUUAUUCGAGAUUAGUUUCUUGAGUACAGCGCGCGCUGGAACAAUUAUAGUUGGAGAAGAUGAGUUGCGACGCGCGAUCGCUGCUUUGGAGGCGGAGAGGAUACAGGAUUCCUUUACACCGAAUCCGCCCGAGGAGAACGAGGAGAACGAGGUUGACGAGGAGUGA